AUGGCUUGCGCAUCUAAGAACGGACUUUCGGGAAUCGAUGUCAACAAUCAUAGCAACAGCGGCGACAGUCAUGACCAACACGGCAACGAGGCUACCGGUGACGAUGACCGUGGCACUGGUACUACAUCAGCUUCUGGGACCUCCCAUAAGCCAUCAACUUCGUCGUCAUCGGAUCUCUUCAUCGCCUCGGAAUCUCAGACCUUGGACGAUGAUGACUUUCUUAUGUUUGACGAUGACGACGGCACGGUGGAGGACAUGCCUGAGGACGGUCGCACGGAAUACGGGAAGUUGGAAGCCACCCGGCCGUGUCGAACAGGGAACGUCCGCUUCGAUCGUCACAUCGUGAACGCCGGAGCUGAUAACCGCCCUUUUUACAAAGUUAUCAAAGGGUACGAUCUUGGCCCCGGCGGUGCGGAAGCUCUUCACGACCACGAGGAGGAGAAACUACAUACCAAGUUUGAUGUGUUCGUCAGGAAGGCCUCAAUAAAGAAGAGCUGUACGAUCAAAAUGCUUGGACCUUGCGUGGAGAUGACCAAACUCACGAAGAGUGGGAAGCCGUAUCGUCUGGAUCUGACUGAAUUUGGGCAGCUGGUGGGCAAGAAGUACGCGGAUAAGCAAGAGAAUGUUUUGAUGGCGAAGUACAAGAAGAGGCGGAGCUAUUUCGACGAGUGUAAGAAGCGGCGGCUGCAUCCAGAGACCAAACAGCCCCUUUCCGCUGAAGACUAUGACCGCUACCCCUGGUUGUUUCCAGACGAUAGCGCUCCCAGGCCAGUUGGUACAAAGCAGACUCAGGAUGCUGACAACGUUGAAGCUAUGGAGGGCGUGGUUGCUGGUAACGUGGAGGAGGAGGAGGAGGAGCUGUAG
Messenger RNA from Trematosphaeria pertusa, 864 nucleotides. RefSeq lists its product as uncharacterized. The record is from RefSeq and is a predicted model, not a curated record. NCBI's taxonomy places the organism in Eukaryota, Fungi, Ascomycota, Dothideomycetes, Pleosporales, Trematosphaeriaceae. The transcript has 3 exons. Bases 1 to 864 code for a protein of 287 amino acids.